Dujonia railenensis is the source of this 660-nucleotide messenger RNA. Lineage: Eukaryota; Fungi; Ascomycota; Pichiomycetes; Serinales; Debaryomycetaceae. The record is from the annotation of a GenBank genome assembly.
AUGUUCGGGGUAAUUUGCUCAGGAAGACCAAUUCAACUAGCUAACCAAGUUGAAACGACCAAGUAUGUAAUAAACAUUACCAAUGCUUCUAAUAUCUCACACAUAGCAUUAUUUUUGUUACCUCAAACCGAAUUCACUGAUCCAAACUUCACAGGGUUGGUAUACAUACAACUACCAAACUCACCCGAUUUCAAAUUAUUGGGAGGAAUAAACCCCAACAAACCUUCAGCUAUAUAUAAACUAAACAAUAACAAUGCGAGCGCAAAGACCGGGGACCAGAUAGACGAUGUAGAAAUGAACAUUGAUAACGCUAACAUAAAUGGUGCUGGCGGUGCGGAUUUGAACUCGGUUAUCAAUAUUGGUAUAUCGAUUGAACCAACACCCCAGGCGGAACUAUUGAUACAGCAGGAGAAGGCUAAGCAACAGCAAUUACUGGCAGGCAACUCCAGCGCUCUAGUUCCGACACCUAAGCCUUCGAGCACCAAGUUCCAGCCUAGUGAUGUUGCUGUUUUAGCUAAUAGAAUUGUUACACAUGCCUACAAUUACCUAGGAAGUUUUAUAGAUAGCCAAGGGAAGGUGCCGAUGAAGGCAUUUGAUACAUGGUGGGAUAAAUUCAAGACAAAAUUACAAAACAACCCAGGUUUCCUUGAUGAGUUAUGA